AUGGUUUCUCCCUUGCAGAACAGUCUCCAGACCCCCGUGAAUGUGACCUUGCAAGCCGUUCCAGGGAAGCUGUUAGUGAAGUGGGCCCCUCCCCCUUCCUGGUCUGACCACACCCUCUUCCCCCUGAAGUACCAAGUCAGAUACCACUGGAACAACAAGGAUACCCCACAUGAGAUCACUUUCGAUCCGUUUGAGGACACCAAGAAAGUUCUACCAGGCCUGUCUCCUGGGAGGUCUUAUCUAGUUCAGGUGUGUUCCAUGGAACUGAUGGGGCUGGGACAGAGCAGUGACUGGAGCCUACCUAUCACUGUCACUAUGCCUGCACACUGAACAACCACAUGU
This is a messenger RNA of Salvelinus fontinalis (brook trout), 342 nucleotides long. RefSeq names its product interleukin-27 subunit beta-like. NCBI's taxonomy places the organism in Eukaryota, Metazoa, Chordata, Actinopteri, Salmoniformes, Salmonidae. Gene Ontology annotation, molecular function: protein binding. The coding region runs from base 1 to 330 and encodes 109 amino acids. The record is from RefSeq and is a predicted model, not a curated record. The transcript has 3 exons.